Molecule: messenger RNA, 994 nt
Organism: Capsicum annuum
Lineage: Eukaryota; Viridiplantae; Streptophyta; Magnoliopsida; Solanales; Solanaceae
Product: extracellular ribonuclease LE-like
Biological process (GO): RNA catabolic process
Cellular component (GO): extracellular region
Molecular function (GO): ribonuclease T2 activity; RNA binding
Source: RefSeq, marked provisional
CUCGUAGACUGUCUGAAAAAGAACAUAUGAAAAUGAAGAACCUCUCUCUCUUACUUCUCACUCUCACACUACUUUUCAUUUCUGUUUGUUCACAAGUACAACAAACACAAUUUGUUUAUAGAUGGCCAGAAACUUAUUGUGAAAAAGCUACUCCAACAGUGGCAUGUACCAAAAUUCCUCUACAAUUUACCUUAGUUGGAUUUUGGGGAACAGAUUCCAGUGGAGGAAUUCAACAAGGUUGCCAAGAUACAGGAAAAUAUGAUUGGGCCAAAGUGUUUACUACUGAAACGGUCAAUAAACUCACAGCAUUUUGGCCAUCCCUCAGUACACAAGACCCCACAGAAAUGUGGAAAGCAGCUUGGACAACAUAUGGAACAUGCCUAAUAUCAAAGUUCAAAACUCCAACACAAUACUUCAAUAGGGCUAUAAGAUUGUCUGAUGCAAUUGGAGGAGGAAAUUUAUUACAAGGUCAAUUAAUUGGAAAAGAUGGAAUUGUCCCUUGUGAUUCUGCUACUUACACCAAUGCUGAAAUCUUGAAGUCACUCACAGCAGUUACAACAGUCAACAAUCAAAAAGAAAAAAAAGUGUCAUUCACUUGCAAUAGCAUUAAUUCAACUCAUGCUUAUUUGAAUCAAGUUACAUUUUGCUACACAAAUAAUGCACAAUAUUAUACAGAUUGUCCAACUACUGUCAUUAGCAAACGUUGUAAUGUUCCAAACAUUAUUGUUCCUCGUCCUCCAACUCCAACUGCUCGAGCUUCAUCUCUACAGGAUCUUCUAACUGGAGAAAAGAUUGGACCAAAUGUCUUAUGGGAGACCCUUGGUCAACUAUUUUAAUAUAAUAUUUAUGUGAAGCUUUAUAAGAAAGUUUACUAAGUAAUAAUAGAAAGAUGAAUAAUGUUUCAAUUGUGACUGUUAUGUACUAAAUAAUGAAGCAAAUAAAGUGAUCAUCUUUCUAUUUUAUUUAUUGUGACUCAAUAUUUGUACUUUAUUCU